Messenger RNA from Panicum virgatum (switchgrass), 3938 nucleotides. Its product is annotated as tyrosine-sulfated glycopeptide receptor 1-like. The transcript has a single exon. Lineage: Eukaryota; Viridiplantae; Streptophyta; Magnoliopsida; Poales; Poaceae. Gene Ontology annotation, biological process: protein phosphorylation. Bases 402 to 3587 code for a protein of 1061 amino acids. Gene Ontology annotation, molecular function: ATP binding; protein kinase activity; protein binding. The record is from RefSeq and is a predicted model, not a curated record.
GUGGCAACUUCCAAAGUUUGAUGACGACCUAGAGAAGGAUAACCAACUAAGGCUUUGUACAGGAUAGUUGGACUUUUGCACGUAGAGUUGUAGCUACCGAAGCAAAACGUCAAACAUGUGAAGUGGGCAAGAAAAUUAUUUCUCUUUUUUUUUCCACUCUGGACUCUAUUGAAAAAAAAAUGCUGGUGGCAAACGUGUAAGAAACUGAUUUGGAUGUAUCUUCAACAUAUACCUUUGCCAUUUUUCCUCCAGGGAAGAAGACGAGGAUAGAUCAACAACACAAAACCAACAAACAGCUUCUUCCUCCUCCAUGCUGUCGUAGAAAGAACCUCUGGUUCUUCAGCUAGUCAGAGCCCAAACCAAGCGCCCGCCUCUGCAUCAGGGAGUUUCAUGAGAGAAUCAUGCAGCCACUGAAUUUGCCAUGCAGCAGCAGUAGCAACUCAAAAUUACCGGUGCCUUUCUUUGGCCUCGUCUUCGUCCUCCUGCUCUCCUCGGCCUCUUUCGUCAGCUCCUGCACGGAGCAAGAAAGGAGCUCCCUCAUUGACUUUCGAGAUGGGCUCUCGCAGGAGGGCAAUGGCGGCCUCAACGUGUCAUGGAUCAACAGCACAGACUGCUGCCAAUGGGAAGGAAUCUUUUGCAGCACUGGUGGUGUGGUCACGGAUGUCUUGCUUGGUUCUAAAGGCCUCAAAGGCAUCAUCCCACCAUCCCUCAGCAAUCUCACCGGGCUGCUGCGCCUCAAUUUGUCCCGCAAUUCACUUGAAGGAAGUCUACCAGCAGAAUUGCUGUUCUCCAACAGUAUCCUUGUCCUGGAUGUCAGCUUCAACUACCUAUCUGGUCCUCUGCAAGAGCGGCGGCAAUCCUCAAAUUCUGGUCUUCCUCUCCAGGUAUUGAAUAUCUCAAGCAACUUCUUUAAAGGGCAGUUCCCAUCCACAACACUGGAAGUGAUGAAAAAUCUGGUUGCUCUUAAUGCAAGCAACAACACUUUUACUGGAUUGAUGCCAUCUUCUGUUUGCAACUACGCCCCAUCAAUUGCCAUGCUUGACCUUUCUUUGAAUGAAUUCAGUGGCACUGUUUCCCCAGAGUUUGCCAAUUGCUCCAUGUUAAAAGUACUCAAGGCUGGCCACAACAACCUUACAGGGGUUCUACCUCAUGAACUUUUCAAUGCAACCUCAUUGGAGCAGCUCUCUUUUCCAAACAAUGACUUACGAGGGAUUCUUGAUGCUUCCAACCUAGUCAGGCUCAACAAUCUGAUCAUCCUUGAUCUUGGAUCAAAUGGGUUCAGUGGUAAUAUAUCAGAUUCUAUCGGGCAGCUGAGUAGAUUGGAAGAGCUCCACUUAGACAACAACCUGAUGUCUGGAGAGCUACCAUCGGCACUAGGUAACUGCACAGGUCUCAGGUACAUCACCAUCAGAAAUAACAGUUUUAUGGGAGAUCUUAGCAGAGUUAACUUUUCCCAGUUGGAUCUGAGAACUGCAGAUUUUUCAAUGAACAACUUCACUGGUACAGUUCCUGAAAGCAUCUAUGCAUGUAGCAAUCUAAUUGCAUUACGGCUGGCUUUCAACAAAUUUCAUGGCCAAUUCUCACCAAGCAUUGCCAAUCUCAGGUCCUUGUCCUUCCUUUCAAUUACAAAUAACUCAUUUACAAAUAUCACAGAUGCACUUGCAAAGCUCAAGAGCUGCAGGACCCUCACCUCCCUGCUUAUUGGAACCAACUUCAACGGUGAAACCAUACCGCAAGAUGAAGCAAUUGAUGGUUUUGGGAAUAUUCAGGUCCUGACUAUAGAUGCUUGCCCUUUGGUCGGAAAAAUCCCUCUUUGGCUAUCAAAGCUCACAAAGCUGGAGAUGUUAGAUUUAUCAAACAAUCAACUGACCGGACUGGUACCAUCCUGGAUUAAUAAACUGCAACUCCUCUUCUAUCUAGACAUAUCAAACAACAGCCUUGCAGGGGAUAUCCCAAUUGCAUUGAUGAAUAUGCCAAUGAUACAAUAUCAGAAGAACGCUGUCCAGUUGGACCCCAAGUUCCUAGAGUUACCAGUAUAUUGGACACCGACACGUCAAUACCGGAUGCUCAAUGCUUUUCCCAUUUCAUUGAAUAUAGGCCACAAUAGAUUCACAGGUUCCAUUCCCCCAGAGAUUGGUCAGUUAAAAAUGCUCGAUGUCCUAAACUUCAGCUCCAACAACUUAUCUGGAGAGAUACCAUGGCAAAUCAACAACCUCACAAGCCUGCAAGUGCUAGACCUGUCAAACAACCAGCUCACAGGUGAAAUCCCACAAACAUUGAGUGAACUGCACUUCCUUUCGGUAUUCAAUGUGUCUAACAAUGAACUAGAAGGGCCUGUUCCAACUGGAUGGCAGUUUGAUACAUUUGCAAAUUCUAGCUACAGUGGGAACACCAAGCUAUGUGGCCGUAUGCUCAGCAUCCAAUGUGACUCAACAAGAACACAUACAACCCCCAUGAAAAGGCGGAAGAAAAAGCCCAUUUUUGCACUUGCUUUAGGUGUGUUCUUCGGCGGGCUUGCUAUACUUUUAUUGCUGGCACGUCUUCUUAUAUCCAUAAGAACCACAAAAUCUGCCAACAGAAAUAAGAGCAGUAAUAACAGGGACAUAGGAGCAACUUCAUUCAACUCUGUUUCAGAGCACUUGUGCGAUAUGAUAAAGGGAAGCAUUGUGGUGAUGGUACCUCGAGGAAAGGAAGAAUCAAAUAAUCUCACAUUCAGUGAUAUCUUAAAGGCCACAAAUAAUUUUGAUCAGCAGAACAUUAUCGGCUGUGGAGGUAAUGGUCUAGUGUAUAUGGCUGAACUACCCUGUGGAUCCAAGCUUGCAAUUAAGAAACUCAAUGGUGAAAUGUGUCUCAUGGAAAGAGAAUUCACAGCAGAGGUUGAAGCACUCUCCAUGGCACAACAUGAGAAUCUUGUUCCACUAUGGGGUUAUUGCAUCCAGGGAAGCUCGAGGCUCCUCAUAUAUUCUUUCAUGGAGAAUGGGAGUCUUGAUGACUGGCUUCACAACAAGGAUGGCGCCAACUCAUUUCUCGAUUGGCCAACAAGGCUCAAGAUUGCACAAGGAGCAGGCCACGGCCUUUCAUAUAUCCACAACACCUGCAAGCCUCACAUUGUUCACCGCGAUGUCAAGUCCAGCAACAUCUUACUUGAUAGAGAAUUCAAUGCUUAUAUUGCUGAUUUUGGCCUCGCCAGAUUGAUUCUUCCUUAUAACACACAUGUCACGACAGAGCUGGUAGGCACACUGGGUUACAUUCCUCCUGAGUACGGGCAGGCAUGGGUGGCCACACUGAGAGGUGAUAUAUACAGUUUUGGAGUAGUCUUGCUUGAGCUGCUCACAGGGAAGAGGCCUGUCCAGCUCUUGACCAAGUCAAAGGAACUUGUACAAUGGGUACGGGAGAUGCGGUGUCAGGGAAAGGAUAUUGAGGUCUUGGAUCCUGCACUUAGAGGAAGAGGACAUGAUGAGCAAAUGCUGAAUGUGCUUGAAGUCGCUUGCAAGUGUAUCAACCACAAUCCUUGCCUGAGGCCAACCAUCCAAGAGGUUGUGUCCUGCCUGGACAGUGUAAAUGUAGACCUCCAGGUGCAGAUGUAGUUAAAGGACAACAGACUCUAGGUGGUCAUCUUGUACUUCACCUAAUUAGUUGUAACUUCUGUGCAAGAAUGGUUUUCUAACAAAUUGUACUCGUACAGUAGUGUGUGCUGUGUGUAAAUCUCUGAAAAGAAAAUGCCCACGGUUAUGAGGCCCUUUAUACAAUUUUACUUCUUCUUCUUUUUUAAGAAAAAUCCUGUACUUCCAAGCUCAAUCGCAUGAACAUGGAAAGUGCAUGAGAAGAAUACUGAGAUCUUGUUUAAUUCACCUACAUUUAGUUUUCUAACAAAUUGUACAGUUGUGUAUGUACUUCAGUGAAAUAAAAGGCUCACAGUUAUGAGAUUCAUGUGUUCA